This is a messenger RNA of Syzygium oleosum, 1680 nucleotides long. RefSeq names its product UDP-glycosyltransferase 82A1. The transcript is spliced from 2 exons. NCBI's taxonomy places the organism in Eukaryota, Viridiplantae, Streptophyta, Magnoliopsida, Myrtales, Myrtaceae. The record is from RefSeq and is a predicted model, not a curated record. Gene Ontology annotation, molecular function: UDP-glycosyltransferase activity. Bases 40 to 1404 code for a protein of 454 amino acids.
ACAAACCCCGUAAAUCUACAGAGAGAGAGAGAGAGAGAGAUGAAGCCCUGUGCAAGGAGGCCAAAGGUGAUAUUAGUCCCCUAUCCAGCGCAAGGCCACGUCACUCCCAUGCUCAAACUAGCUUCAACCCUCCACUCCCACGGCUUCGAUCCGGUGCUCGUCACCCCGGAAUUCAUCCACCACCGGAUCUCUCCUGCGGUCGACCGGAUGACGGCGGCGGGUGGGAUCGCCAUCGUGCCGAUCCCCGACGGCUCGGGCACCGGCGACGGCGUGCCCUGUGACUUCUUCUCCGUCGAGAAGGCCAUGGAGGACAUCAUGCCGGCCCACCUCGAGCGGCUCGUGGGCGAGCUCGACGUGGCGGACGACGGAGUGGCGCUGAUGGUGGUCGACUUGCUGGCCUCGUUCGCGAUCGAGGUGGGGAACCGGUGCGGGGUCCCGACCGCGGGGUUCUGGCCCGCCAUGCUCACGACCUACAAGCUGGUUGCAGCCAUCCCGGAAUUGGUCCGAGAAGGUCACAUUUCCGAUAGUGGAAUACCCCAGAAGGAAAGCGAAGUACGGCAACACCCCUCGUUGACCACCCAAGACCUGCCGUGGCUGAUCGGGCCGGUCAACGCCCGGAAAGCAAGAUUCCGGUUCUGGACUCGGACUCUACACCGGUCGGCAUCUCUCCGAUGGCUCCUGGUCAACUCCUUCCCCGAGGAGGAAGACGAAGCUAAGAUCCAGUGCUCCCGAGACUACCCGACGAUUGUCCCGAUCGGGCCGCUGACCAACCCGUCCCCCUUGACCAAGAACCCUAGCUUCUGGGAAGAAGACACCACCUGCCUGACCUGGUUGAAGAAUCAAGAACCGCACUCGGUGAUCUAUGUCUCGUUCGGCAGUUGGGUCAGUCCCAUCGGAUGCGACAAAGUCGCCAGCCUCGCCCUCUCUCUCGAGUCGACACAGCGGCCCUUCCUGUGGGUGCUCGGUCCAUCCUGGCGCGAGGGCUUGCCACAUGGCUUCCUGGAGAGGGUCCGCAGCCGGGGCAGGGUCGUGUCGUGGGCCCCGCAGGUGGAAGUCCUGCGGGACCGCGUGGUCGGGUGCUACUUGACGCAUUGCGGGUGGAACUCAACAGUGGAGGCGGUGCAGUGUGGGCAGCGGAUGCUGUGCUGGCCCGUGGCGGGGGACCAGUUUGUGAACUGCCAAUACAUCGUCGAGGCUUGGCGGGUCGGGGUGAGGCUGGGAGGGUUCGGGGAGAGGGAGGUCGAGGACGGAGUGAGGCGGGUCAUGGAGGACGGCGAGAUGGGGGUGAGGUUGGCGAAGCUGAAGGAGAGGAUGAUGCCGGCAAAGGCGAGCUCGAGAGCGGUGGCGAAUAUGGCAGGCUUCGUCGAAGAUCUCAAGAGAAUGACGGAGGAUGAUUUUCUGUAGUUACAUAGUUGGAAACAGUAAUUGCUCGUCAUGUUGUCUUCUUAGGGUUUUGAGUUGAUCAUCAUUGUGUAAAGGCCAUGCGAAAGUCCGUAAAUCUUGAGAUAGUAUUGGUAUGUGAGGAAUGUGUAUUUCUUAAUCUUUUUUUUUUCCCUCUUGGUAUUUUCUAUUUUGCAGGAUUUUCUGAGCAAAAUCUGUAGCAACUAUAUUUGUUCAGCAUACAGAUUAUAUACGACUAAUAGUCCUACAAUGUUUUUUUUACGUGCACGUCAGCACUUU